This is a messenger RNA of Mycetomoellerius zeteki, 963 nucleotides long. RefSeq lists its product as uncharacterized. Bases 1 to 963 code for a protein of 320 amino acids. Lineage: Eukaryota; Metazoa; Arthropoda; Insecta; Hymenoptera; Formicidae. The record is from RefSeq and is a predicted model, not a curated record. The transcript has 2 exons.
AUGGAUCUAGACACGGAGAAAAUCCGCGAAACGGGAAACUUUCAUACAGAAAGCACCCUGGAAGCCUCAAGAAAAUUCAAACUCAGGUCUUCCCUAGCCAAGAAAUUAUCAAACUUGGCAUUCCUAAACCGCUGCAGGGAUAACAACAUCAUCCCAAAGUUCCUACAACUCAAGGACCACCUAGGAACCCACAAAUCCAAAAACAUCCUUCAAAAAACCAGCCUCAUCCUUAUCAAAGAACGCAUCCACUUUACCGAGUCACAAAUAGCCCAGAUCUCCCAUAAAACCUUCAAACUCCACCUGCUCCUAUCCGCUACGUUGCGGCAUGACAUCUGGCAAACCCUAGAUCGUAUUACAUACGAACAAGCCACGAAGACCCUCACACAAUCCUCUGAAAGACAGAAACAGAAAUACAUGAACCUUGUCCCUCACAAAAAACCACAACCCUCUCUACUCAACGUCAAGAACCUAUUCAACAAAGACCUAUCUCAAGACACCAUAUCUGCACUUGCCAAAGAUCCUAACUUCGCAGUGGCACCAAGAAAGUUCCAAAAAGAAGAGAUUAUCAGCCAAAUAGAGUCAAUCAUCUACCGACUCCCAGCAGAGCAAGCAGAUAAUAUACGCAGACAGGAUAUAUCCAAUAUCCUUUCCAAAGCCAAAACUCCUCCACCAAACACCACUAGACAAGAGCGAUUGACCCUCCAAGACCUGAACAGGGACGCAGACAUCAUCGUGCUUCCAGCCGACAAAGGCAACGCGACAGUAGUCAUGAACACAUCAGACUACAAGAAAAAGAUGAAGAACCUUCUUUCGGACAAAGCAUACAAAAUGCUUGACAAAGAUCCAACCAACAGAAUCGCACAAAACACCAAGAUCCUAGUGGAGAUAAGCAAAAUUCCCAAUGAAGCCAAACCUUCAUUAAAACCUACAAAUCCCCUUCCACCAAGACUAUACGGACUAUAA